ACAACAUUCAAUGCUGGCGGAACAGCAAGCAACACCGUACACACUCACCGCCACCACUCACUCCGCCCUCACUACCCUCUCCUCCCCUUGACCUUCUUCUUCUCACUUUGACCGCUGAGGCGGCUGCAGCACUUUCCGCGUCGCCGCGGCGCCCAAACCCCGAACACCUCUUUCCGAACACGAGCGAACAACUCAGCCAACAUGUCGUGGAGCGGCUUCAAGAAGAAUGUCUCGCGUGGGACUACCACUUUGAUGAUGAAGACGGGCCACGUCGAGCGCACGACCGACCGCGAGUUUGAAGUCGAAGAGCGCCGGUAUCGUACACUCGAAUCCGCUUCUUUGCGCCUGCAAAAGGAAGCCAAAGGCUACCUUGACAGCUUGCGCGCCAUGACUGCUAGCCAGAUGCGAAUCGCCGAAACCAUCGACGCUUUUUACGGAGACAGCGGCGCCACGGACGGCGUAAGCAGGAGUUACAAGCAGGCGGUUGAAGAUCUCGACGCCGAGACUGUCAAAGCGCUUGAUGGGCCUUACAGAACUACCGUGCUGGAGCCCAUCAAUCGCUUUUGCGCAUACUUCCCCGACAUCAACGAAUGCAUCAAGAAGCGAAACCACAAAAUGCUCGACUACGAUGCCAUGCGCAGCAAAGUCAAGAAGCUGGUGGAGAAACCUGACAAAGAUCCCUCCAAGCUUCCACGCACGGAGAAGGAAACUGAAAUGGCGAAAGCGGCGUACGAACAGCUGAACCAACAGUUGACCGACGAGUUACCGCAAUUGAUAGACCUUCGCGUACCUUACCUCGAUCCGUCUUUCGAAGCUCUGGUCAAGAUUCAGCUACGAUUCUGUGCCGAGGCCUACAGUCGCAUGGCACAAGUUCAACAGUACCUCGACGCUUCAACACGCGACCAGUAUGCAAGUGGAGAUCUCGAUGCUCGUGUGGAAGAUGUGCUAGGGCAGAUACGCGAGCUCAGCAUUGCAGGCACGGUUUAGUCGGAGUCUUUCAAGGCAGCGAAUGUCGUCAGUUCAGACGAAUAGAUGCACCGAGGAGGUAAUGACACGUAUGAGUAUUGCAUGAUAGCAUGGAGACGCGCGGUGUCUGCGACCUACAAAACCGCGGCC
Messenger RNA from Cercospora beticola, 1116 nucleotides. The record is from RefSeq and is a predicted model, not a curated record. NCBI's taxonomy places the organism in Eukaryota, Fungi, Ascomycota, Dothideomycetes, Mycosphaerellales, Mycosphaerellaceae.